Molecule: messenger RNA, 2712 nt
Organism: Dictyostelium purpureum
Lineage: Eukaryota; Evosea; Eumycetozoa; Dictyosteliales; Dictyosteliaceae
Exons: 2
Coding region: 1-2712 (903 amino acids)
Cellular component (GO): nucleolus
Molecular function (GO): nucleic acid binding; ATP binding; RNA helicase activity
Source: RefSeq, a predicted model, not a curated record
AUGGCAAAAAAGAAAGGUCAAAGAGUAGAAAAUCCAAAUUGGAAGAAAAUCGAUACCGAUCAAACAUUAGUAUUUGAAGAAGCUGGUUUUUUAGGUUUAGAAGAGAUUGAUGAAAAAGAUUAUUUUUUAACAAGUGAUAAUGCAAAAAAAAUUGAACAAGAAUUAAAUAAAAAACAAAAACAACAACCACAACAACAACAAAAACCACAACAAAAUAAAAAUAAAAAAAGAAAAUCAAAUAAAGAUUCAGAUGAUGAAUAUGAAGGAUUUGAAGAUAGCGAUAAUGAAGAAGCUGCUAAUAAUAAAAAACAAAAAAUUUAUACAGUCGAUCAAGCUAUUGAUGUUUCAAAAGAGUUAUUAGGUGAUUUUGUAGAGGGAAGUGUAAAGCAUAAAAAGAAAAAUAAGAAAGGAUUAAAAGUUAAACAAAUUAAAGAUGAAGAAAUGAAAGAAUCAGAAGAAGUUAAGCAAGUUAAUUCUAAACAACCACAACAACAAAAACAAAAUAAUAAUAAUAAUAAAGUUAAACAACAACAACAAUCAAACAAAGAGGAAAAUGAAACUGAAGAACCUCAACAAGAAGAAGAGGAUGAAACUAAAAUUAAAAAAGAAAAAAAAGUUAAAACUGAACAAGAGAUUAAAACCACCCAAAGAAAUAUUCAAAAAAUUGAAAAGAUUAAAAAAAGAAAAGAGGUUUCAGAAUUAAAAACAAUUUCAACAGAAGAACAAAACCAAUUAGAUAUGUCAGAAUGGACUGCUUUAAAUCUUGACCCAUUAAUUAUAAAAGGUUUACGUUCAUUAGGUUUCGAAAAACCAACUGAAAUUCAAUCUGCUGUUCUUCCAGUUGCUAUUUCAAAUGGUUAUGAUAUUAUUGGUGCUGCACAAACUGGUUCAGGUAAAACUUUAGCAUUUGGUAUCCCAAUGGUACAAAGAAUUUUACAACAUUUAAGAAAACAUGGUCAAAGUGUUGAAAAAGAAGGUGAAACUAGAGAUAAACAAAUUGAAGAGGAAGGUGAUGAAGAAGAGGAAGAGGAAGAAGAAUCCACUGGUAGAAGUGAAGAGCAUAGAAAAUUAUAUUCAUUGGUUAUUUGCCCAACUAGAGAGUUAGCAAUUCAAGUUACCAACCAUAUUAAAUCAAUUAUUGCAUUUACAAAUCUUAAGGUAGUUUCAAUUGUUGGUGGUUUAGCACAACAAAGACAACAAAGAAUUCUUACAAAAAGACCAGAAAUUGUUGUUGCAACUCCAGGUCGUCUUUGGGAACUUAUUACUGAGGGUCAUAAGCAUUUAAUCGAAUUAAAUUCAUUAUUAUGUUUGGGUAUAGAUGAAGCAGAUCGUAUGGUUGAACAAGGUCAUUUUGCAGAGCUUGAAAAUAUUUUAAAAACAUUACCAACAUUCAAAGGUGCAGUAUCUAAAAAAGAGCGUUUAAAGAAACAACAAGAACAAGAAAAAAGAAAUAAAAGAAGACAGGUCGAAAAAUUAAAUAGUAAAGGUGAGGUUAUAAAUAAGAGAAAUAAAAAAGGUGAUGAAGAGGACCAAGAUGAUCAAGAAGAGGAGGAUGAUGAAGAAGAAGAAGAGGAAGAGCAAGAAGAGGAAAAACAUUUAACUACAACACAUAAAAGACAAUCAUUUGUAUUUUCAGCAACCUUGGUUAAUAUUCCAGGUGAUAAUCAACAAAAUCAACAUCAAAAAAAGAAAUAUAGAAAACCAACACCAAUCGAACAACUCAUCGAAAGGGUUAGAUUCCAACGUGAUUACAAAUUAAUCGAUUGCACAAUGAAAAGAUUAACAGCUAAAAACCUUAUGGAAACAAAGAUAUUUUGUAAUUUAGAAGAGAAAGAUCAUUACCUUUAUUAUUUUGUCGAACGUUAUCCAGGUCGUACAUUGGUAUUUGUAAACUCUAUUGAUUGUGCUCGUCGUUUAAUUCCAAUAUUCAAUAUCCUCGAGGUACCAGUAUUUUCACUUCACGCUCAAAUGCAACAAAAACAACGUUUGAAGAAUCUCGAUAGAUUCCGUACUAUGAACAAUGUAGUUUUGAUUGCUACCGAUGUUGCAGCUCGUGGUUUAGAUAUCCCAGGUGUUCAACAUGUUAUUCAUUAUCAAGUACCACGUACAACACAAACUUAUAUUCAUCGUAGUGGUCGUACAGCUCGUUCAACUCAAGAUGGUAUUUCAGUUGUUUUAGUUACACCAAAAGAACGUCCUCUCUACAUUAAAUUAGAUAGUGCACUCGAGCAUGAUAUUGGUAAUUUCCCAAUCGAUUUACGUUAUCUCGAAGGUAUCCGUGAUAGAAUAUCAUUAGCCAGAGAAAUAGAUCAAUUAUCAUACAAGAGUAUUAAAGAGAACAGAGAAAAGAGUUGGUACAAAAAGGCUGCUGAAGAAAUGGAUAUCGAAUUGGAUCCAGAUUUCUUUGGUGAUGAUUCAGAUGAUGACGAAACCGAAGAGCGUCGUGUAGAAGAACAUAAGAAAGCCAAUAAAGCCAAGGCACUUCGUUUCGAACUUAAACAAUUAUUAUCAAAAUCACUUUUACCACGUGGUUCAUCACAAAGUUAUGUUACCGCCACUGCAAUCCAAGAGUUGGAAGAAAAGAGUAACUCAUCUGCAACUGUUGAUUUUGGUAAAAAAGCUAAAAAUGUUAUUGGUAAAAAACAAUUAAAAGCAAAAAAGCAAGCUUUAAAUCAAUUAACUUUACUUAAAAAAAAGAAACAAUCUAUUUAA